Molecule: messenger RNA, 3976 nt
Organism: Symsagittifera roscoffensis
Lineage: Eukaryota; Metazoa; Xenacoelomorpha; Acoela; Convolutidae
Product: zinc finger SWIM domain-containing protein 5-like
Exons: 1
Coding region: 30-3401 (1123 amino acids)
Cellular component (GO): Cul2-RING ubiquitin ligase complex
Molecular function (GO): zinc ion binding
Source: RefSeq, a predicted model, not a curated record
AUAUGAGAGCAAUAAAUCGCCUUUAAGAAAUGUCUCGAGACGACCAGAGUGUCGGAACGAGUCAUUCAUCCCAGCGCAGGCUUAAGCGUAAAUUCAAAUCGCCCCAAAAACCUCCCGAGGCGAAAAAGUCUUGUGCUCAAUAUUCAUGUCGAACCUUAUUGGAUAUCUGCGCAGAAGUAGUCGCUGUAAGCAUUCCAUUCCAAACUGUAGAGGACCGGUUCUCUCCUGUCCCAGAAGCAGUGCAGUUGAGAAUUAUAUACUGGUCGUUCCCAAGAAACGAAGAUGAGAUCCGAAUGUACUCGUCAAUUUCUUCCUCUGUUGGUGCUAAUCACGAUGCCAUGAAAUACACCAGUGCGUUCUCUUCUGUUGUAGAGUCAAGUGCCAGUGCAGCGGGGCCUAAGCAGCAGUUCAAUCGAGCAGUCCGACUUCUGAAUGACGGAAAUGUUCGAGAUGCGCUGCAAAUAGGGUUCCACUUGAGUGGAAGUAUCAACUGCCCUAACUCAAAACCAAGUUCUUCCGAUUUCGACUUUCUCAACGACGAAAAGCAAUACAAAGUGUCAAUCAAUUUCGAUAGGUGCAAAAUUACAUCAGUUUCAUGUACCUGCGACAAUAAAGACAUUUUCUGGUGUCCUCAUGUUGUGGCCUUAGCAUUGUUCCGAAUCAGAUGUGCUAAAGAAGUGAAGUAUCGUCUUCCCAUUUCUGAGUCACUUUGCCAAAUGACCAAAGAUCAGCUACAAAAAUUGUGCAUGUAUACGAUAGCUCAACAUCAUCGGGACAUAUUGCCCACAUGCCAACAAGUUGUCGAUUCAUUAUUGAGUCCUAAUUCCAAAAUAAGCGUGCUAGCCGGAUAUCCAGACCCUACUGCAGGAGCAAGCCGAGAUGACGAUAACUGCUACUUUAUCGAUGAAAGUCAAGUGCAAGAACAGGUCAAAUUCUAUCUCUCACAGGGUGGCUAUUAUAACUCUGCCAAACAACUCAAGUGCAUGUUUUCAAAGAUCAAAGAAAUGCUGAAAGCUCGCGAUACGAAUGGUCCACGAAUGCUGCGCUUGAUCACCCUCGAGUUCAUAGCUGAUCCAAAGUUGAAGAUUUGGCACAACCAAGGCAGUGCCAUGACAGAAAAGUCUAGAAUUCUGUGGGAUACCCUUGGCUACAUGUGGCUAAUGGUAGUGUUCAAUCCACUGUGUCCGUCUUCUUUAAGAGAAGACUGGCGAGCGUGUCUAACAGAGUGGCACUCGAAGCCAGAGUGUCCUCUUGAAAACCCAGAUCUGCCAAAUAUUGACCUGGUUGCCGAUGACAAGCGAUCUGUGUUCAGUCGCGCAUUAGAUACUUACUCUUUUACUUGGGAUGACGCACAGUUGCAAGCUCUUUUAAAACGUCAUCGGAGAGCCCAGUCUGGUUCAGAUCCAAUGAGAAAGUCCUCUGAUCUGAAAUAUUGGGAUGAAGAAAUAUCAAUAGCUACAUGCAGGGUCGAUACCUUACGCUGUAAUGGAUUUGAGAACGAAUCCAUAGUUCUCUCUCUUGCAGUGAUUCGAAGUUUGAGAAGACGCUUGAAAAAGAAGGUGACGAAGUCUCGAAGAAGCGACGAUCCAGUUAUUGAGUCAGCGGACUCUUGGGUAGGGAACCCUUCCGAACCCAUUCUUGCCCUGGUUGACCUCUUACUAGAGGUGAGCGAAGACAACUCGGCCAGCCCUGCUGCAAAAUUUACCCACAUUCCAAUACCUGAUGGACUGAGCCCUAGAAGCGAAGAAGAUUCUUAUCUCUGUUUGGCCUUCGAAGUUGCCAUUCUCGGAAUGAGUCAACACAGAUUGCUUCCUGCUGGUCUCUAUGCUCAAGAACGCCUGUGCAGAGCAGAGGAAUUGAUCAUCUCAAAGCUGUCAAAUGUUAACAUGGACACCCGCAUCGUCAAGACUCUGAUGCUCGUGUCGAUGGCCUUGAUGAAAGGAUUCAAUAAUGGACUGGCGGCACAAGUUCACCCGGAAAGUGUGCCGAUGCAAAUCUUGUGCAAAUACCUGUUUGAAAUGUUGGUUCACGUUGAAAGGGAACUGGCAUUUGAGAUAGGUGUUCUAGGAUUGCGACUGCCAGUGACUGAUAACAAUCAAACUACGGACGAUACUGAGAGUUUGAUGUUCAACGCGGAGAAUACCCGCUGGUACACUUUGGGCAAUUUCCAGUCUCGACAAGUAGAGCUGGCUUUGACCAUGUUUAUUGGGGCAAAUGAUAAUAUGUUGUUCAUCAAAAAAGUGCUAGACGCAGUGCAAUUUCAUCUCAAAAGUGCUUCGCAUCUGUUUUCCUUGGCUCAGGAUAUUCACAAGAAAGCGACUGGCGGAACUGUGGAAUCUGACUGCAAGAAAACACUUCUAAACGUUGCCUUCGAACUCGGCCUACAACUGCUGCGAAUCACACUCAGGGCGUCAACGUGGAGGCGCAGUGAAAUGGUCACAUGGCAAAUAAAUUGUGCGAUGGAUGUGGGAGCAGGAGCUUUGAUCUCAAUGAUGCAGUCCUGGUCUAAUUUCCUCAGUCCGAAGGAAGCCACAAGUAAUUUGUCUUCAACUGUCAUGAAUCGCGAUACUCCAAUGCGGCUGCAGUUGAACUAUACACAAAUCCAGGAGCUCAAAAACUGCACUAGGACUCUGGUACUGCAGUGUACUAGGAAGGACCCAGCCAACUGUGCGAUAUAUGCUCUCACCUUUUGUGAAAAUGACAGACAAGCAUUUGAAGCUGCUUACAACAUAGUGUUAGAAGCAUCGCCAGGAACGCUGACGUCCAGUCAGUUGUUCACAAUUGCGAGGUUCCUGGAACAGCGCAUGCACAGAUACCGUGCAUUCAAGCUAUCUAACUUGGCUUUGAAGCGAUUGAAAAUCGGAGCAAGCCAAGAAACUCAUCAUUCGGUCAACGACGUUCAUUGGGCAGUGGCCAUCAGUUUCCAGCUCGGUAGGUCGGAAAUUGUGGCCACUCUGAGACAGGUUAUAAGCAGCGUACAAUGUGCCAACGUACUCUCAGAUAUUCUGAGACGUUGCACAAUGUCUGCUCCCAACGUGCUGGACAGCUCAAAGAGAUCGGCGGGAUCCAAGUCUCCCGGCGGCGGUAGCUCCUCCAGCAGGUUUCUCAACAUCAAUCAGAGUCCUCUGAAUGAGCUUCUGGAAGCAACUUUGAAUGCAUACCUGUCGGGAAUCACUUCAAGAUUGCAGCACAUUAGUCCCAGACACUACACAGACUUCUUGACUCUCCUGCACAAGGCUCGUCAUACAUUCAGUCUAGCUCCGAAUGGGCGCGAGAGGUUCGCCCAGUUGAUGGAGAGUUUGAUGACCACUCAUAAAGGAAAGAAGAAGUUGAUGCAACUCAUCAGACAGACAUUCCCCACUUUCACAGCCGCCGAUGUAGCAUCUACCUCCCGAGUUUAGUUUCGACUUCGAGCAUAGCCAGCAGUCAUCUCGUCUCCUAACUAACUGAAGUUCCCUUUUAAUAUUACUUUGUGUCCUGUCGCGGCCUGCAAAUUAGUCCGCGGCUGUUUUUGUCGUUUUGACCAAGGUUUUUGAAUAAUACAUAAAAGCCCUCGAAUUGAAUGCACAUAAAUUGUUGUGCCGUAGUAAUCAUGGUUUUUGAUCCCUUCAAAUAUUGCGAAUAGCAUUUAGCUUAGUGUAAUUAAAUCAAGUUAUUGAAUGAAUGCUAGGCGACAUUUAAAAAAGCUCGAUGCAGUUAAGAGCAAUAUUGUGAAUAUGACAUAUAGAUAUGAAGAUAUUUAACUGAACGUUAACUUCAUACUUUCCACAUUGCACAUAGUUAUCGAGUCAAGAUCUGAUCAAGGGGGGGCUGUUAGCAAAGAAUUUAAUUGAGGGCAGUGGCUAAACCAAAUACAGUUUGAUUCCUUUCUUGAGAUCACGUAUGUUUUCCGUCUCCUAGUGUCAUAUUGGAUCAACAGUACAAUCUCCCCUCCCCAAGCGCGCUGAAAAUACUACUGUAGAAAAUUUUUAAAACC